Molecule: messenger RNA, 6294 nt
Organism: Salvelinus namaycush (lake trout)
Lineage: Eukaryota; Metazoa; Chordata; Actinopteri; Salmoniformes; Salmonidae
Product: ubiquitin carboxyl-terminal hydrolase 43-like
Exons: 14
Coding region: 271-3102 (943 amino acids)
Biological process (GO): protein deubiquitination
Molecular function (GO): cysteine-type deubiquitinase activity
Source: RefSeq, a predicted model, not a curated record
CACACACACACACACUCACACAUACAGGUCAUUCACACAUUCACGCUUUCUCUCUCUCUGUUCCAGGGCCCGCUGGGUGGAGCGGAGGAGAGCCCUGUCUCCGGCCCAGCAGCAGCACACCAGCCUGGGACGCGGCACAGCUUCGUCCAGGACCACUUUCAGGCACAGUACAGGUCCUCCCUGACAUGUCCACAUUGCCUUAAACAGAGCAACACAUUUGACCCCUUCCUCUGCAUCUCACUGCCCAUUCCCCUACGGCAAACCAGGUGUAUGAAUGUGACCCUGGUGUUCAGUACUAAGGGUCAGAGGUAUCUACGUGUUGGUCUGGCUGUGCCUCUCAUCGGCUCCAUCUCCUGCCUGCGUGCCAUGGUUGCUGAGGAGGGCAAGACCACGCCAGACCAGGUGGUCCUGACAGAGCUCUACGCCACCGGCUUCCAGCGUUCGUUCUCUGACGACGACGAUCUGACCAGCGUUGCGGAGAGCGAUGUGGUCUAUGCCUUCCAGGCUCCGCCCCUCCACACACGGGGAGGCUCCACGCGAAUCUUGGGCUACAACCACAGCCUCCCAUCCUCGCCGUACACCUCAGGGCCAGAGGGUCAAAGGUUACCCCCAUCGACCACUCUGUCCUCAGAGUUUCUGAACCACGGUGGUUCGACCAAGGUCCUCCUCAUAAUCUGCAACACGGCAGGCUCUGGCCAGCAGGCUGUCAGGUUCGGCCCUCCCUUCCUCAUGAGAGAGGAGCGUACCCUGUCCUGGGACCAGCUCCAGCAGAGUAUCCUCAGCAAGCUCUAUUACCUGAUGCUGAACGGAUCACAGGCACAGAAUGCAGGGUUGCUGUUCAAGGUCAGAGUGGUGGGAGGAUCUGCCUCCUACAGCUACCUGUCCCCACAAGAUGGACGCCCUCUCUUCCACCCUGCCGUGGACAGAGCCCUGAAGUUAUGUGGCCCGGGAGGACCACCCCACGUGAAGCUAGAGAUUGAGUGGGAACACAAGAUCAAAGAAUGUCUGUUUGGUAACAUCCAGGAAGAGGUGGUGAAGGACUCAGAGAGUGUGAGAGUCCAGCAGCAGCAGCACCUGCAGCAGCACAGCUGUACCCUGGACGAAUGCUUUCAGCUCUACACCAAAGAGGAACAGCUGGCCCCUGACGACGCAUGGAAGUGUCCCCACUGUAAGCAGCUCCAGCAGGGCAUGGUGAAGAUGUCCCUGUGGACCCUCCCCGACAUCCUCAUCCUCCACCUCAAACGCUUCCGACAGGUGGGCGAGCGGCGCAACAAGCUGUCCACCCAGGUGCGCUUCCCCCUGGCCGGGUUGGACAUGGCCCCCCACGUGGUGAAGAGGUCCCAGAGCAUGAGGAACCUGGGGAACCUGGGACCCUGGCCCCCCACAUGGAAACAGCCUGAAGGCAGCAGUCAUCAUAUUAGUCACCCAGACAUGGCCCUGCCUCCUGACUUCCUCUAUGACCUCUAUGCAGUGUGUAACCACCAUGGUGGGAUGCACGGCGGACAUUACACAGCGUACUGCAGGAACUCAGUGGACGGUCAGUGGUACAGCUAUGACGACAGCAGUGUGGACCUGGUGCCUGAGGAGGAGGUUUGUACCAGGGGGGCCUACAUACUGUUCUACCAGAGACGUAACGUCAUUCCCCCCUGGUCCGCCAGCAGCUCAAUCAGAGGCUCCACCAGUUCCUCCAUGUCGGACCACUGGCUGGUCCGUCUGAAUGGGGACAGUAAGAGGGGUAGUCUGGUGUCCCGCUCCUCCACCACCUGCCCCUCCUCUGUCCCCGACUCCCCGGAGUCCCCAGUCUUCCUUGAUGACCCGCCCAGAGAGGAGGAAGGUGAGGGGCCUGGGAAACAUGAGAUGCAUGGUAAACCAAAGAAAGGUGGUUUUGAGACCAGGCCGUUCGUACGGGGCAUCCAGGGUCGUAGCGUCAGCAUGAGGACCCCCACUAAGAACAAAGAGACACUGAACAAGGUCCUACCGCUACGCUGGUCGUUCGGCUCCAAGGACCGCCGAAAAAUUGCAGCCGAGGCCGCCCCUGCUCCCAUCCCCACCCCUGCCCCUGUGGAACUGGUGGAGUACCUAGAGUCUGGAAGAAGACCUCGCUGCACCAAGGACUCUAUAGUCAAUUUAAUGAUGGGCUCUGAGAGCCAUAAGGGUCCUGCCAUCAGCUCCCCCAGUGUGGGAAGCAGCCUGAACUGCAUGGGACAACCAGAGUCUCUGCAGAUGCCAGAGGGCCAGAGAAGACCAGUCACAGACAAGACAGGGAGUCUGAGACGAAGUAGCAAAGGGUCCCAGCAGCAGCAGAGAGACCAGGGGGAUCAGAGAGACCAGAGGGACGAGAGUAGGAUGGGCAGUAGUAGUAGUACUAACACUCUGACCAGGAGGAGUACCAAGAAGAGUAAGGAGAAGGACCAGGGAAAGCCCCAAGAGGCCCCGUCUAGGAGGGGGUCUAGUGCAGGCGUCCAGUCCAGCUCCAGCACCCACAGCCUCAGGGACAGAGACUGGGAAGGCACCCUGAGGAGAGGGGCCAAGGGCCACCAGGACCCACCACCAAGGGACUGUCUGGCACCACCCGAGGGAGAAAAGAGAAGGAAGGGUGAGAAGGUAGAGGAGGCCUCCAAGAGCCACGAGGGGCUGCUGUCUUUCUUCAAGAGCAACUUCAAGAAGAAGGACAAGGAGUCGUCAUCUUCUCGCAAGUCCGACUCUGGAAAAGUUGGCGACGUCGGCGGGUCCAGCACCUCCCGGCUGUCCCUGUCCAGUGGAGCCCCAGGCGGGGCCACGAAGACGGGGGAGGCGAAAUCCAACGGAGCCCCCCGCAACGGGGGUGCCAAUCGUCUCGGAGACGAGCUACCCAACGAUAAAGCCAGACGUGCCGCUGCUGCCGAUAUCAAACGCUCUCAGAGCUCAUCCAACAUCCCCAGCAAGGAGGAGUCUAGCAUGCGAAGGACCGCCUCUUUACACCGCAAAGGGCUGUCCCAUGGUGUGGCUCCGCCCCCUCGCAGCCUCACAGAUGAGAAGCCCUCCUACGGUACCCUGCAGAGGACUCGCUAUAGUACCAACUCACUGGGACGCAAGAGGACUGUCCCCGAGUCCAGCUUUUAGCUGACACACACACACCCUGACACACACACACCAGGGUCGUUUUCACUAGGCACCAAACAGAAGAAAUGGACUGAAACAGGGAGAGAUUAGCUUAAUUUGUUGAGUAAGAAAUGCUAUGUUUUUGUUUUCCAUUGCAAAACGUUUUUUCUACAUUUUGCUACAGUGACUUUGUGCACUAAUCAAUCUGACCCUGAUCAAAGCAACGGAGCUCUGCUGGAAGGAUACUCCUGUAGGUAUACACAGAAGCACAGGUAUGUGAAUACCACACAAGGUGGCUCCCUCCGGUGUUGUGGAGGGGUGUAGCGUCAGUGAAAGAGCCCGUCACAGGGCCAAGGAGAACAUUAAGGAAAGGUGACGCAUGAAGUACGACUGCUAACAUAAACAAAAUGUCAUAUCAGAAUGAAUAUUUUCUUAUUCCAGUUUUGUUUUUAUUUUAUUUAUUUGUAAAAAAUUAUUGUGACUUAACAAGUGCCUCAGUAACUGAUAUGCAGUUUUAAACCAAUGAGUUUGUGGACACCUGGUCAGCACCGGAAGCACAUGUAUUCACACUCGCAUACAUGCACACACACACACAGGCAUGCACACGCGCACACACACAUUAUCUACACUCGUGUCUUAAAAUCGUAGUAAAUGAAUGGCAUUCAUCACUAUCUUCCUCGAUCGGUUUGUCCAAUGGUGGCACCUAAAGGAAUGUUAUGACAGUGUCAUGACAAUACGUUUUGUUGUUAUGUCUACACGCUCUAGAAGAUUUGGACAAAAACAUUGAUUCAUUGGAAGUAUACAUCAGAGCUUUAAUAGGUGAUUUCCUCCUAGAUUGAAGUAUGAAUGAUUUAAUACGUGCUGCUUGCACUGCAAACUAGCUGCUAUAUAGAUUCACACAUUGCAAGUGCAGGUUAUGAUAUUGCACUUUCUACAUUGCCAAUGGUACCGAACUCUCCCUUUCAUGCAGUAAGAAAGAUACCCUCCUAACAAUAUAACUUGGCCUACGCAACACGUCCCCCUUUAUUCUUAAGCUCGUGAAAAUAUGCAGUUCGACCACACGAUCCAUUAUUAUAAAUACAAGAACAUUUAGAUGGAAAUUUGACAUUUUUAGCACUGAAGUCUGGCUUUAUGAUUCUAAUGAAAUUACUGUGUUUUAAAUGAGUGCAAAAUGACCUCAGAUUGAUCUAUUCUUGCUACUGGUAGGUAAUUGAACUUACUGAUGCUGAUACACUGACAAUCUGGUAUGUAGGUCUAUGCGGUACUGUAUUAGAGAGGCAAGCGGUGUUGAUUGAUUGCAUUACUAUGCAGUUCUCUAUGAAGGAUUAUGCACUGUAACAGUAAGGUCACUGUAACAGUAAGGUCACUGUAACAGUAAGGUCACUGUAACAGUAAGGUCACUGUAACAGUAAGGUCAUUUAUUUGAAUCAUCAGACUGUCCACUACAGUAGGCAGUAGAUGCACUGGUCCAAUCACCCCUGAAUGUCACAUACGUGUUAUUAAUCAACCUUGAUGAGCUCUUUGGCCCCCCUUAUCCAGUCUUACUUCUCAUCCUCUCUCCCUUCACUCCUCCACAUUCAUCCGUCUUAUCUCUUUUUUUUCAUUCUCUGUCAUCCAUCGUGUCUCUCAUCAAGUCUCUUUGGCCACUGACUAAAGGUCCCCUCUGCUCCAAUCUGCAGAGCUCUCGCCUGGCGUUAACGACGGCGUAGGCGUUCAAUUGAAACACCCUCGCUCUCACUGGGUUGAAAUUAACGGUGUAAUUGGGUCGAGUCUCUAUGGUACAAUAUCCCUUCUUUAGAGUCGUUAAGGUACACCGUGGGAAGAGGCUGUAGAUACUGGCAGUCACGUAAUGUCUGAGUCUCUGAGAACCUUUUACAUUUUUUAAGCUGUUAGUCAUCCAUUUUCCUUCCUGAAAGCUACAGUAUAUGUACAGCUACAGUAUAUGUACAGCUACAGUAUAUGUAGCUUUCAGUUUAUACUUUUAAUGGGCCUAGCAAUGCCACACUUUAUCGUAGGGGUGAGAAAAACACUUCAACACCCCACACCAGUUAGUCCUUGACACUAAUUAGCUCGUCACACUUAGCGUCUGUCUGUGCCACUCAGGCACAGUUCUAAGCAAUAAAGAUUGAAUUAAUGUCUGGUUACAUCGUGUCCAUGUUUUGCACAUAGAAUAUACUGCUGAAGUGUAAGUUGAAGGAAGCAUUGUGGGCAGCAAUUCAACAGCUUGUCAUUGGUACACCAAGCAUGGUUAAUAAUAAGGUACCAAAUCCUAAUGGGCAGUUUUCAGCUAAUGUCUUUAACAAAUUAUGCCUUUUGUUAGUGUAGCCAGUUUUCACUCACAAUAAUUAGUGGACCAAGCCAAAGCAUUGGUAUUAUCCUGGAGCAAUUUUUUACAGUAUAAAACUCACCAGUCACUAUUGACUCUAUUGGGAAGAUGGAGGAUCACAUCAGUUUCAUGUAAAAUAAAUAGUUCACGAAUAAAUAAGACUAUUACAAUCCUUAAUUGUGAAGUUUGUCAUUUGUCUUUGCAGCUUGAAUUCCUGGGGGACAGAGGGGUGUUGAGUUGCUACAGUACUUCCCAGUCAACUGUCUUAAAACUUCACUGUUGCCCGUAGGUCUUUUCUGUGACAGAGCUAUGCUUGGUGAUAGACAGCAUGUCUUAUCUGUAGACAACAUGGUCUCAUUAAAAUAUGUCAAAAUAGUGCCAUAUUAACCAUUGUAGUUCUACUGUAUGUCACAGAAAAGAACAUAUUAUCUCUGCUGUGGGAAUAAGAGCGUUUGGAUGGGACACAAAGUCUGUAUUGUUCAUUGACAUUUUGUUUAUUUCUUUUGUUCUAGAUGAGGACACUAUGUACCUACCACAGUUUACUUGUACCAAAACGAGCACUUGUAUUUAAAAUGAAGAAUAUAAAUUAUCCAAUUCUUUUGUGAAAUGUGGCAUAAAGAUGAUUUAUAUGCAACUUUUCUACAUUUUAUAAGGGUUUUGUAAAUAUAUGAAUACACAUAGCUCUAUAUAAUGUAUGUAUAAAGGGAGACAUGAUGUAGUAUAGCCUUGUAUAAAUUGCGGGGCUAUGAGGUUAAGGCUGAUGCACAAGUAUAGGCCACAACUGUGGUGUGUACUGUUCUUCUAUGCACAAGAGUACGACAAGGUAUAUGCUAUAACUGUAAAACCAUUACUGUAAAACCACCACAGGGGGUUGUAUCUGCCUAAUA